AUGGAGCGAGGACUACACGAUCGUGAUCGGGUAGGUCUGCAGGAUCAAGUGCUGCUAGAGAAUUACCAGAGCGAGGAUGCGUUCAUCGAUAACCUGCGAAAACGGUUUCAAGAGAAUCUAAUUUAUACCUACAUUGGCCAUGUCCUGAUAUCGGUAAACCCAUACAAGGAGCUCCCGAUCUACACCGAGGACGACGUCAAAGAGUACCGGAAGCGACACUUUUUCGAGGCCCCGCCGCAUGUCUUCGCUCUCAGCGACAACGCGUACCGCUCGCUGACGGAGGAAAACCGAGGACAGUGUAUUUUAAUCUCUGGCGAAAGUGGCUCUGGGAAAACGGAAGCCUCGAAGAAGGUGCUACAGUUCAUAGCGGCUGCCACCGGUCACACGCACAAUGUCGAAGGGGUCAAGGAUAAGCUGCUGCAGAGCAACCCGGUCCUGGAGGCGUUCGGAAAUGCAAAGACGAACCGCAAUGAUAACUCAUCGCGUUUUGGCAAGUACAUGGACGUGCAGUUCGACUUUGCUGGUGUUCCUGAGGGCGGCAACAUUUUGAACUAUCUGUUAGAGAAAUCACGCGUCGUGCAUCAGAGUGGUGGAGAGCGAAAUUUCCACAUCUUCUACCAGUUGCUUGCUGGCGCUGACGAUAAUCUGCUGCGUGAGCUGCAUUUGAAGCGUAAUUUGGACACGUUCUACUAUCUGAGUGAUGGGGCCAACGGUAACGUUCCCAACAUUCGCGAUGCUGACAAUUUCCGAGUAGUUCAGAAGGCGAUGACCGUUAUUGAGAUUUUGGAGCAGGAGCAGCGACAAAUUCUUGACAUCGUGGCCGCCGUCCUUCACAUGGGCAACGUUGGUUUCACGGAGGAGGAAGGCAAAGCAAAAAUCCUAAAGCCGGAAUCGGUAACGGCGAUUGCGAAGCUUUUAGGAUGCAACGAGGAGCAACUGACGAAUGCAUUUACCCAUCGCACGAUUGAGGCUCGAGGUGAGAUAGUAACGAGUCCGUUAAACCGCGAUCUUGCGAUAUACGCUCGCGAUGCCUUGGCCAAGGCGGUGUACGAUCGCUUGUUCUCGUGGUUGGUGUCGCGUAUCAACACCUCGUUGCACGCGGCCAAUCUCGCGAAGAAAAACAGCGUAAUGGGCAUACUGGAUAUCUAUGGUUUCGAAAUAUUCAAGAAGAACAGUUUCGAGCAGUUUUGCAUCAACUUCUGCAACGAAAAGCUGCAGCAGCUGUUUAUCGAGUUGACGCUGAAGCAGGAGCAGGAGGAAUACUUGCGAGAGGGUAUCGAAUGGGUACCAGUCGAGUACUUUGACAAUAAGGUGAUCUGUAAUCUGAUCGAAGAGAAGCACAAAGGUAUCGUGGCACUUAUGGACGAAGAGUGCCUGCGACCGGGAGAUCCGACGGAUCUGAGCUUCUUGUCCAAAAUGAACGAUAAUCUUGGUUCGCACCAGCAUUACAUCUGUCAUAGUCGCGCCUCAACCACAGUACAGAAGACGAUGGGCCGCGAUGAGUUCCGACUGGUGCACUACGCCGGUGACGUAACGUACAGCGUGCACGGGUUCCUGGACAAGAACAACGAUCUGCUAUUUCGCGACUUGAAAGAAGCAAUGUCCGAGUGCAGUAAUGGCAUCAUCAAAAGCUGUUUCCCAACCUCGGAUAUCGGCAACAAACGUCGUCCUGAGACGGCCGUGACGCAGUUCAAAAACUCGCUCAACAACCUAAUGGAAAUAUUGAUGUGCAAGGAACCGUCGUACAUCCGGUGCAUCAAACCGAACGACCUGCAAACACACAGUCAGUUUGAUGUGGAGCUGGUACGGCACCAGGUGAAAUAUCUCGGGUUGAUGGAGAAUCUGCGUGUCCGGCGGGCAGGUUUCGCCUAUCGGCGCACGUACGAGUUGUUCCUGCAGCGCUACAAGUGUCUUAGUCGGCAAACCUGGCCGCACUAUCACGGUCCCGCUAAGGAUGGUGUGCAGAUACUGGCGAACGAGCUGGGUUACGAGAAGGAAGAUUAUCGGAUGGGCAAGACAAAGAUCUUCAUCCGGUUCCCAAAGACACUCUUCGACACGGAAGACGCAUUCCAAGCAAAGAAGCAUUACCUUGCCUCGAUCAUACAGGCUCGGUGGAAGGGUCGCCGCCAGCGGCACGCCUAUCUUGCGAUCCGUGCAAAAAUUAUCGUCGGGCAGACGUAUAUCAGACGGUACCUGGCGAUGCAGGAGUUGAAACGGCGCCGAGAAGCCGCCGCCAAAAUACGGUUCUUCAUAAAGGGAUUCAUCACACGCCACGAUGCACCGAACGAAUGCAACCGAUCGUUCAUUCAACUCACCAAGCGUCACUGGUUAGUGAAGCUGUCUAAGAGCCUGCCGAAGACCUUCAUGGAUCACACAUGGAUUGGCGCGCCCAAACACUGCCAGGAAGCGUCGGUGAUACUACGUCGGAUGCAUAAGCUCCACCUCGCUCGAUGCUAUCGUGUCGGGCUGAACGCAGAGAAGAAACGGCAGCUAGACCUGAAAGUCCUUUGCGAAGCUGUGUUCAAGAACCAUAAACGCAACUACCCGGAAAGUGUGGGUCCAUGGUUUGUGGACGAUCGCAUAUCGAAGCAGCACGCGACGCAGAUCUCCAACUUUACCGUCACGCAAAUGAAUGGGGAAAAACUGCAUUAUUCCACUCCUGUCGUCAAAUAUGAUCGGCGGGGCUACAAACCGCGCGAGCGGUUCUUCCUGCUGUCCAACAAGGCGGUCUAUCUGCUGGAUGGAAAAACGUACAAGCAAAAACAUCGGCUACCGCUGGAUAAGAUAGACUUUUGUAUCACCAACGAACGGGAUGGCAUAAUGCUAAUUCGUAUUCCGCUCGAGCUGAAAAAGGAUAAGGGCGAUCUUAUACUGGACAUUCCAGAUAUUAUCGAGUGCUGCAUAUGGAUUCUGGACGUAACUAAGAAUCGCAGCAUCGUUAACAUCGUUGACACAGGAUCGCUAUCCCACAACCUAGUCAGAGGAAAGACUGGCGUCAUCGAAAUACAGACAGGUCCCCAGCCAAGCAUAACGCGUGCCAAGAGUGGCAAUUUGUUGGUGAUUGCUGGCCAAUAAUCAAACGGCUGUUCCGCGGGAUGCGGUACAACUAGAAAAGGCAGGUACUUAGAUACGGAAGUAAGUUAUAGAUUUGAAUCGCGUAAGGAAUGAUUUUUGAACGGCGAUGAUUGGGAACAAGUACGCUCAUACCAUACCCUGCUACGGACGGGCGGUGCACAUAUGCACCAUUGUACUGUAGUAAACCUACAACAGCACGCAAGCCGUAACGGGGUAACUAAUUUAUACUGAGAAGCACCACUGUGCUGUGAUGUGAUUAGGUUGCAGUUUUAACCCUAAAAAUGAACGAAAUUUAACGAAAAAAUUCAAAUCGGCACGAGAUUGCUAGAAGUGUUUAAAAAAAGGGUCGUUUAUUUUCUAGCAAACGCAAGGGCGAGAGAACUAGGGGAACUGGGAUCCCUAAUUUUGCACAUAACGCAUGUCACUCUUUCCCUAUAACUAAGGACCAAGUAAAUUUCGCAAGGGAAAUUUGAAAACGUAAAAAAACGUCCCAUAACCAAACACAUCGAGGCAACAAGGGAGGGAACAGAAACUAGGUCGACGCCCUCAUAUGCUUUGUUAGGGAAGGGAGAAAAAACACACGCAAGGAUACAUGUGCGUAUGUACGUUACGCAUUUGGAACUGAUGGAUAAAUUCGCGAAAGGAUAAGAAUGAGCAAGAAUAAUAGCGCCUUGUCCAUGUAAAAUAGAAAAGUGCCAUUAGCAUUAGGUUUUUGUCUGAGAGAGAGAGAGAGAGAGAGAGAGAGAGAGAAAGAAAAAUAGAAAGAUAUACAAAGAAGGUAAACGUCGAAGAUGCUCCGUGCGAUCCAUCCUUUCUGACUUGGGCGUGAGGAGAAUUAUCAUACACUUUUGCACAGAAAAGCAGCUACUAUUGGGCGCAAGUGAUUCUUAUAUUAGGUAGCGUUAUCUAUAGCGCAGGGGAGAAAAUUCAGACGGUAAGUAAUAAUCUAUGUUUAACGAUGUAAUCGAUUGAAGUUAAUUAAUUACAAAAUGGCAUGUACAAUACUUUGGCACCAAGCAGAUAGGUCAAAUUGUAGACAGUUUGGCCAGGAUGAUCGUUUGUUUUCUGGAGUUAGUUGAUUCUUUUGUUUUACUAUUGCGAUCACCCUCGGAGGACGAAGGAAACCGGUAGGAGCAGAGACAGUUUCAAUUAAUUUCCCAUUUUCGUUUUAUUAUUACAUUUUUAUUUCUAAGA
Anopheles nili is the source of this 4269-nucleotide messenger RNA. RefSeq names its product unconventional myosin IC (gene Myo61F). NCBI's taxonomy places the organism in Eukaryota, Metazoa, Arthropoda, Insecta, Diptera, Culicidae. The record is from RefSeq and is a predicted model, not a curated record. Gene Ontology annotation, cellular component: myosin complex; actin cytoskeleton; plasma membrane. Bases 1 to 3075 code for a protein of 1024 amino acids. Gene Ontology annotation, molecular function: actin filament binding; ATP binding; microfilament motor activity. Gene Ontology annotation, biological process: actin filament organization; vesicle transport along actin filament. The transcript is spliced from 8 exons.